CUACACACACCCACACCCACACCCACACACACACACACACUCACUCAAUCCAAUUAUUGUCCAUCCCUACACUCAACUCUCUGUCCCCCAACUUGUUUCUGCGCACUUUCUUUCCAGAUCUUGAUACCCAUUUGAGAUAAACGAUCGUUUGAAUCAGGUACUGCCCUCAUCUCUCAUUCUUCGAUUAUCAUCCAAGAUUCUUUCGUGGUAAUCCCAAAUUCCAAUUCCAAUUCCAAUUUCAAUUUCAAUGAAUCAGGGGUCAAUGAAUGUGAAUAGUCGUUUAAAGUUUUCGUCUUCUACCUUGGGUUUAUGAUAUGAUACAUGUAUGUGUGUGCAAAAAAACGUGUGCUGCGUGCCAUUGACGGAUUUUAUCCCCAACAAGGUUUCGUGUUUAUGAACGCAUUUGGGAGUUGGAUAUGCUGGCGUUGACUUAGACGGGUUCAGAUUUUGAACCUUAUGCUUGUAUUGGAAAAGGGGCUAUUCUAUCGGAUCGAUAUUUAAAAUGUGUGAUGCAUAAGUUUAAAUUAACGCAGUUGAGGCGUAGUGAAUGGGCAUGAAAGAGAUGCAUAUCUUGCCUCCGGCUCGCCAACGCCCUCAAUUAAAGAAGCCCACAUGGAUUAUCAUAUUGGUUUCAAUUCUUUGCAUGUUCUUAGUUGUUGUUUAUGUUCAUCCACCUCAAGAUUCUACUGCCUGCUAUAUCUUUUCUUCUUCUAGUUGUAAGACCAUUUCCAGAUGGCUUCCACCUCCUGCAAGAGAACUUAGUGAUGAAGAGAUUGCUUCUCAUGUUGUAAUUAAGAGUAUAUUGAACACUCCUCCAUUUGAAACCAAAAAUCCCAAGAUUGCUUUCAUGUUCUUGAGCCCUGGAUCAUUGCCUGUUGAAAGAUUGUGGGAUAAAUUUUUUCAGGGCCAUGAAGGUAGAUUUUCGAUCCAUAUUCAUGCAUCCAAAGUUAAACCAGUCCACUCUAGUCGUUACUUUCAAAAUCGGGAAAUUCGCAGUGAUAAGGUAGAUUGGGGUAAAAUUUCAAUGGUUGAUGCUGAGAAACGACUUUUGGCAAAUGCACUGAAAGACCCGAGCAAUCAGCAUUUUGUGUUACUUUCCGAUAGCUGUGUACCAUUGCGGGAUUUCGACUAUGUUUACAACUAUCUGAUGUACGCAAAUGUCAGCUUCAUUGACAGUUUUGAGGAUCCUGGGCCACACGGAAGCGGCAGGUACUCGGACCUCAUGUUACCUGAAGUCGAAAAGAAAUUCUUUAGGAAGGGCGCUCAGUGGUUCACGCUGAAGCGUCAACAUGCCAUCAUCGUUAUGGCUGAUCGUCUCUACUAUACGAAAUUCAGAGAUUAUUGUAGGCCUGGUAUGGAUGGGCGCAAUUGCUAUGCCGACGAACAUUAUUUGCCAACCUUCUUUCACAUGUUUGAUCCUACUGGGAUAGCAAACUGGUCGGUCACGCAUGUUGAUUGGUCAGAACGAAAAUGGCAUCCGAAAUCCUACGUGCAGAAGGACAUCUCUUACCAGCUGAUCAGAAAUCUAUCGUCCAUCAAAGAAAGUGUUCAUGAAACAAGCGACGCGAAGAGGGAAACGACAGUUAUACCUUGUAUGUGGAACGGUAGGAACCGGCCGUGCUACUUAUUUGCAAGAAAAUUCUUGCCCGAGACUUUAGACAUGAUGAUCGACCUUUUCUCCAAUUACACGGCAGUUUGAUCGAUUCUUUGGUUGGGAUCAAACCGACCGGAUUGUUGUAAAGCCAUCUCACUCUCUUCAAACUUGGCUCCUUUUUUAAAGUUGUUGAGCAACUAACAGUUGGGGCAAGUUUGAGUUGAUGGUGAGGAAGAAAGGAUUUCAGAUUUCUGUUUUAUGUUAAUUUGUAUCCUCUUCAUUUUGGUGUUAAAUUUUGGGGGAAUCUUAAUGUAGAACCUAUGGCUCACUUUUUGUAGGUUGAAACAAUUAAUGAGUAUAAUUCCAAGUACAG
Messenger RNA from Cynara cardunculus var. scolymus (artichoke), 1967 nucleotides. RefSeq lists its product as uncharacterized. The transcript is spliced from 11 exons. NCBI's taxonomy places the organism in Eukaryota, Viridiplantae, Streptophyta, Magnoliopsida, Asterales, Asteraceae. The record is from RefSeq and is a predicted model, not a curated record. Bases 548 to 1699 code for a protein of 383 amino acids. Gene Ontology annotation, cellular component: membrane. Gene Ontology annotation, molecular function: glycosyltransferase activity.